Eruca vesicaria subsp. sativa (arugula) is the source of this 2781-nucleotide messenger RNA. NCBI's taxonomy places the organism in Eukaryota, Viridiplantae, Streptophyta, Magnoliopsida, Brassicales, Brassicaceae. The record is from the annotation of a GenBank genome assembly.
AUGAACAACCGAGUCAAAGGAGGAUCCAGCAUGAUUGGUGUUUAUGGUCGACCAUAUGGAUCAGGCAGCAUUCUGAGUUUUGAUGGAUCAGAAAGUCGUCAAAGUCAUCAGAGUUUAGUGGAGUGGUUAAAUGAGACACUUCCUUAUUUAAAUUUACCAUGGGAAGCUUCAGAGGAAGAACUAAGAGCGUGUCUGAUGGAUGGUACUGUCUUUUGCAAUCUCUUGAAUCAGCUUAGUCCCGGUUCAAUGAAAAUGGGCGGUAGUUUUGAGCUUGCUUCUAUAAAUAUUGAGAGGUUUUUAACAGCUAUGGAUGAAAUGGCCUUGCCAAGAUUUGAGUCUCUAAAGGCGCUUAAAGCUAGUUUCUCUGAUGCUGGAUAUGAUAAGAAUACACUUAGCUCAAUGAGAAGAUGGAGUUUGCCUGAAGAUCAGUCAAAAGGACUUGAUAGCAACUUUAGUGAUGGAUUACAGUCUAAGGAAGUCUCUGAGAUUAAUACACCUCAUGCUAAAAUUUUAGACUUACUAAAAUCAAACACUUUACAGAAUACUUCUACUCGAUCCUUGUUUGAUAUGCUCGAUAAGCUUCUUGACGAGAACAUGCAUAAGAAGAAUAUGGAUGUGUCUCAUGAUUUUGCAUCUAUCUUGAGAGGCAUUGUGCAAGUGGUGGAACAAAGGAUCUCAAAUCAAGCUGAGAACCUAAAGAAUCAAAACAUACUCUUUAGGGUUCGAGAAGAAAAAUAUAGAUCAAGAAUAAAUGUAUUAGAAACCUUAGCAUCUGGGACAACAGAUGAGAAUGAGCUAAGGUCAGAAGAACAAGAUAUACUCCAACUGAAAAGGAAAAAGGAUCGCAGUGAUGCUGAGCUUUUUAAGUUGAAGCAAGAACUUGAAGUUUUGAAAGAGGCACACGGAAAAAAAAUUCUGGAACUAGAAUUAUAUGCUCAGCAAGCUAAAACUGUGCUGGAGAAGAAAUUAGAAGAGUCAGAGUUACGUGUGGUAGACUCAACCAAUAAAGUGAAAGAACUCGAAAAAUUAUGUGAAACCAAAACGAAAAUAUGGGAGAAGAAAGAGCAAACAUACAAGAGCUUUAUAAACAAGCAGUCAGAGGCUUUGCAGGACUUGAAAGUUACGUCAUUGUCUUUGAAAGAUGAAGUUCGAAAGACAGGAGAGAAUUACUUUCAAGAUCUAAAUUACUACGGUUUAAAGCUUAGCGGAGUGGUUCAUGCAGCAAAAAAUUACCAGGUGGUUGUUGAAGAGAACCGAAAGCUGUACAAUGAAGUGCAAGAACUAAAAGGAAAUAUUAGAGUCUAUUGCCGGAUAAGGCCAUUCCUUAAAGGACAAAACAAGACAGAAACAUCAAUAGAGUACACAGGUGAGAAUGGUGAGCUGGUGGUUGCAAACCCCUUAAAGAAAGGCAAAGACACUCAUCGGUUCUUCAAAUUCAACAAAGUCUUUGGCCCUUCAUCAACUCAAGAAGAAGUAUUCUUAGAUACUCAACCGUUGAUUCGUUCCCUUCUUGAUGGCUAUAAUGUCUGCAUAUUAGCUUAUGGUCAAACAGGUUCUGGAAAGACUUAUACAAUGAGCGGACCAAGCAUAAAUUCAGAAGAACAUUGGGGUGUAAACUAUAGAGCUUUAAAUGACUUGUUCCACUUAACUCAAAGUAGUCAAAACACAGUCAUGUAUGAAGUUGGUGUUCAAAUGGUUGAGAUUUACAAUGAGCAAGUUCGGGACCUACUUUCUGAUGAUGUUCCUGAUGCAAGCAUGCAUUGUGUAAGAUCAACUGAAGAUGUUCUUGAAUUGAUGAAUAUUGGAUUGAUGAAUAGAGCUGUAGGUGCAACAGCUCUUAAUGAAAAGAGUAGUAGAUCACACAGUGUUCUUUCUGUUCAUGUACGCGGUGUUGAUGUCAAGACUGACUCCGAGUUGCGCGGUAGUUUGCAUUUGGUUGAUCUUGCUGGAAGUGAGAGGAUUGAUCGGUCUGAAGUAACCGGAGAUAGACUCAAAGAAGCACAACAUAUAAACAAGUCAUUGUCUGCUCUUGGAGAUGUUAUUUUCGCUCUAGCACAUAAGAAUCCUCAUGUACCUUAUAGAAACAGCAAGCUAACUCAAGUCCUCCAAAAUUCCUUAGGAGGACAAGCGAAAACUCUUAUGUUUGUUCAGAUAAAUCCUGAUGAAGAUUCAUAUGCCGAGACAGUAAGUACUUUGAAGUUCGCGGAAAGAGUUUCGGGUGUCGAGUUAGGUGCAGCAAGAAGCUAUAAGGAAGGACGAGAUGUUAGACAACUCAUGGAACAGGUAUCCAACUUGAAAGAUAUGAUUGCAAAGAAAGACGAAGAACUUCAAAAGUUUCAGAACAUAGACGGUACCAAAAGAAGUGGUUUAAACAAUCUAAGGUUUGAGUCGACUUCUCCAAGAAGACAUUCUUUAGGAGGACUGUCACCAAAUUCUUCAAGGCAAAGACAAGGAUCUCGUUUAAUUGGAAGAACAACUUCAGAUUCAGCAGAUGAACGUGUAUAUCAAAAUGAAUCCAGAUUAUCGCCUAAAUUAUCCGAAACUGAUGGCUCGAAUCUCUUUGCUGAAACCUCAAGUCCUCUUGAAAUGUCUGAACAAUCAGAACAAAAUGAAAAAGCUAGUGUUGAACCAUCAAAGCUACUAAAGCAUACACUAAAAGCAGACCAAACGAGACCUUCUCGUCUGUCAAUUUCCACCUCCUCCUCUAAGGCUUUAACAGGUUCUAAAAGACAGAUUAAUGGCCUUUCAACUUCAGUGAAACCUCUUACCAGAAAGCGAUGA